Molecule: messenger RNA, 1269 nt
Organism: Quercus lobata
Lineage: Eukaryota; Viridiplantae; Streptophyta; Magnoliopsida; Fagales; Fagaceae
Product: NADPH-dependent aldehyde reductase 1, chloroplastic-like
Exons: 4
Coding region: 352-1266 (304 amino acids)
Molecular function (GO): oxidoreductase activity
Source: RefSeq, a predicted model, not a curated record
UUGCCUCUUACAUUGAGUCCUUAUUUUCAAACCAAAAUGUCCGAUUCCACAGACGUGUCCGCUGCAUGCGGACUCACCUGACACGUUGACACUUCCUCACUUCACGUAUCCACACGUGCCCACAUUCCACACGCCUAUAUAUAACUCAACUAUUUGAACCAUUUCCACCAUAUAUGCAUUUCCAAAGCCUCGAUCUUUGUAAGCUUUCCGUCUUUUGUCUCUGUCUCUAGGGCCUUAGCAACUAGACCUUCUUGUUUUCCUCCCAAAACCCACCUCAAAACUCACCGGAAUACUCUCUUUCCGGCAACAUUUCCGGUAACUCAGAGACCCUUUAGAGUAGUGUUUGCAAGAAUGGCUUCAGGUGGUCAGAAGUUUCCACCACAAAGGCAGGAGAGGCAGCCUGGGCAAGAGCAUGUCAUGGAACCUUCCCCUGAAUUUACGAGCUCAGACUACUCGCCAUCCAAUAAGCUUCGAGGAAAGGUAGCGCUAGUGACUGGUGGCGACUCCGGGAUUGGACGAGCCGUGUGCCACUGCUUUGCUCAAGAGGGUGCAACCGUAGCCUUCACGUAUGUGAAGGCUCAGGAGGACAGGGAUGCGCAAGACACGCUCCACAUGCUCAAGAAGGCAAAGACUUCUGAUGCCAAAGAGCCUAUGGCAAUAGCAGCAGACUUGGGAUAUGACAACAAUUGCAAAAGGGUGGUUGAUGAGGUUGUGAAUGCCUGUGGCCGGAUUGAUAUACUGAUCAACAAUGCUGCCGAGCAGUACAAAUCAUGUUCAGUGGAGGAGAUUGAUGAGGAAAGGCUUGAGAGGGUGUUUAGGACCAAUAUCUUCUCUUACUUUUUCACAGUGAGGCAUGCUUUGAAGCAUAUGAAGCAAGGGAGCUCCAUAAUCAACACGACAUCUGUGAAUGCAUACAAGGGAAAUAAAAAGCUGAUAGAAUACACAGCAACCAAAGGUGCAAUCGUGGCUUACACUAGAGCUCUAGCCCUCCAGCUUGUAGAGAGAGGCAUAAGGGUCAAUGGUGUGGCCCCUGGACCCAUUUGGACCCCAUUGAUAUCAUCAUCAUUCAGUGAGGAAGAGUGUGCUAAGUUCGGGUCUGAAGUGCCUAUGGGCAGGGCUGGUCAGCCUAUUGAGGUUGCUCCAUGCUAUGUCUUCCUUGCUUGUAAUCAUUGCUCCUCUUACAUAACUGGCCAGGUUCUUCAUCCUAAUGGUAAGUUCAAUUUUAAGCUGCAAUUUGUGUAUGUUCUAGUACUUAUAGGUAGAUGAUUG